This is a messenger RNA of Siniperca chuatsi (mandarin fish), 3092 nucleotides long. Its product is annotated as protein FAM83F-like. The transcript has 5 exons. The coding region runs from base 602 to 2173 and encodes 523 amino acids. The record is from RefSeq and is a predicted model, not a curated record. Lineage: Eukaryota; Metazoa; Chordata; Actinopteri; Centrarchiformes; Sinipercidae.
GCCUUUGCCCAGUUUAUCAGGCUACUUUGGCAGCAUAAACAAGGGGAAGCCUAGAGGGUAAAGAGAAACUCCUUACAUCGCUAUUUUCAGGCAGACUUGUGCUGCAUUCAUGCUCCAUCUGUAAGUUGGUCAUUCUGAUUAGAAAUUCUAAAUGUUUUCUAAAUUUAUACUUGAAGGUUCUGGCAAUGGGUCAGAGAUGAGUUGUAGAUUUGGGUGGCAAGAAUAAAAUUUAAACAACGUGGCAGAGUAAACAAUAUGUGGUUUUGUUUGUGUUUUAAUUAAAGAUAAAAAAUGUGACAGAAAAACACCAAUUAGUAUUCAAUGUCAAACAACAACAGAAAAAUCAGAUGUUAUUCACUGACCGUCAGUAAUUGACUCAGGGCUACAUUUUGACAGUCUCUUUGGCGUGCCUAUGUUCCAGUACUCUUUAUUCCAUUUGCACUUUAAGGCAGCGUGAGUUUUCCGCGCAGGGCCCCACCUCUCUCGCUCCCGGCCAGGUAAGAAAACUUUCCCAGCUGUAGUUGUAACACCCAGCGGGCCCCACAGGGUGUGAGAGAGUUUCUGAGCUCCAGGAGGAGUAACCACCGCCACCGCCACAGCCAUGGCCGAAUCCCAGCUCAUGUGCAUGGAGGACGGCCACAUCGGAGCCAAAGUCCCGGAGUCCAAACCAGAGUUUUACUACAGCGAGGAGCAGCGCGCGGCCAUCGAGGAGCUGCUCAAGAAUGGCGACGGUGCCUUCAAAACGCGACUCAAAGAUGACAACAUGAAAGACUUUUUAUCCGCCAGAGAAGUCAAACUGUUGAUGAACACUUUACAGCAGUAUGACUCGGGUAAUGACAGCAACGACAGCAAGGCGUCGCCGUCUAGGUCCGAGCAGGGUGCCGUCGGCACCGAUGCGGAUUCGGGGGUCCAUUCCACAUACUGGCCCCAGAUGUCGGACACCGAAGUGCCGCAGCUGGAUAUCGGCUGGCCUAACGGGGGUUUCUUCAGAGGGGUGACUCGGGUGGCCGUGCACACACACCCGCCCAAAGAAAACGGACCUCACAUCAAGGAGGUGGUACGCCGACUCAUCCAGGAGGCCAGCAAGGUGAUAGCUAUAGUGAUGGACAUGCUCACAGACCCCCAGAUCCUGCAGGACCUGAUGGAUGCGGCCUGGCGUCGCUCCCUGCCCGUUUAUAUCUUAUUGGAUUUUAAUGGUGUGCCGCACUUCCUUGAUAUGUGCUCUCGGCUGCAGAUUGGCUCACAGCACCUACGGAACAUCCGAGCCAGAACGCUUCAGGGAGUCGGCUUCGGUUUGUCCUUCGGCAGGCUGCCUGGUUCACUCUGUAAUAAGUACAUGCUGGUGGACGGGGACAAAGUCGUGUUUGGCUCUUACAGUUUCUCCUGGUGUACGUCUCGUAUGGACCGGAACAUGAUCACUGUGAUGACGGGACAGGUGGUUGACUUUUUUGAUCGGGACUUCCGUGAGCUUUACGCCAUCUCUGAGAAGAUGAACCUUUACAAGGAGUUCCACGUCAGCAUGCCUGCAACUAACGUGACCGCGACGAUACGCUCCAAAGCAGAGCCCAAACGCCCACCUUUACCAGCAACCACAUCCCGCUUCCAGGUUAGCUUAGGGGAUUCAAGGAAAGGUGGCAUCCAGGUGCCUGCACACAAAUACUACAACCCCAAGUACUCACUGGUGUUUGGGGACGCCCCACAUCCAACUAGGUCUCUGCAGGAGCCCGGACCCAAGAGAGGGUCAACUUUGUCUAAGGUUCCUGAGGAGAUGGACCCGGCAAGGCCACUAGUGACCAGCAGUGAGAAGAUGGACCGGCUGAGUCCACUGCCUUCAGAAGCCCCAAGCGGAAGCUUCGAGAGGCACAACGGAAUCACUCAGGACAAGAAGGGGCGGCUCACUUGGAAGCAGAAAUUUUCCAGAGGGAAAUCGUCCAGUAAGCAUUCGGUUAACAGUCUGGCGGGCAGUACGUGCCCUUCACCCACAGAAACCAAUAGGACUGAUGAGAACGAGGACAACUUUGAGGUUAUCGUGAAAUCUCCAUCAAAAGGGAGGAGUAAGAAGCCGUCUAAACUGGGCCGGAGGACAGACUCUGAGCAAACUGUCAACACUGCACACGACAAUGAGAGUGUUAAGAGUCGACGUCAAAAAAAAGAAGCCUGUAAAGUGUCCUGAGGCCUACCUGCCUGUCCUCUGAGCACAGAACGAAGUAACACAUUCUUAAAAUGGAUUACAAAGUGACUUCCUUUUAAAACUAACGUCACCUUUGAUUGUGCAAUAUUGUAAGUACUUUAUCCAGUGCCUUACAGAAAGACCAAAUGAAUGCACAGUCCUUCAGGCACUGACACAUGCAGUUUAUAUAUGUUUGGUGCCAAAUGUAAAAUUAAUAAUCAAAGUAUUGUGGGAUGUCUGUUGCCCUUGUGGGGCACAGAAAGGUUUGAUGAGAUAUUUCCUGGGGAUCACUUGCAUCUUGUUUGCUCUGAACCUUGUUGGGGCUUGAGGGAUGUGGGGGUGACUGCUUCCCCCCUGGACCCUUGAGUGCAUAGUUGUAUAAUGUAUAUUUGAGAGCACAAAAUGCAAAGUAAGCUUGCACAAGUCUUCUUCGGCUGAUAAGAGAAUGUAAAGAAAGCCGCUGUCUGAGGUUUCAAAUGAAACGCAUCCAAAUAAUGCUGAGACGUACAGGCAGACAGAAUUUUCCCUGAUCAGGAAUUAUUUGUAACAACUAAGCCACACCUGUCCUUUCAAGAGCGGACUCUGCUGCUGAGCAACCUAAUGCAGGACAUCGUCAGACUUUGGCUGAUUCUCACUUUUGCUUCUCCUUAAUAAUAAAACGAGGAAUCAUCUGAGCUUUGACUCUCAGUUACACAGCGAAAAUAUGUUAAACAAAAAGAAGUAAAGGUGAGUAAUGCCCUUUUUAGUAAAGUGUUAUUAUGUGUGUACAGCAUUGUACUGCAAACCUUUAUUAUUUUUCUAUGUCGUCGUUUAUCUGUAAAAGAAUGUUGCCAAGAAUUCAUGUUAAUGUCUGGUUGAUGCACUAAUAAGUUGUGGGAUCUCUUGUUCAUUGUGCUUAAUAAAUGGUUUCAGAUAAGGAAAA